Ilyonectria robusta is the source of this 564-nucleotide messenger RNA. RefSeq names its product PRELI-like family-domain-containing protein. The transcript has a single exon. NCBI's taxonomy places the organism in Eukaryota, Fungi, Ascomycota, Sordariomycetes, Hypocreales, Nectriaceae. Gene Ontology annotation, cellular component: mitochondrial intermembrane space. Gene Ontology annotation, biological process: phospholipid transport. The coding region runs from base 1 to 564 and encodes 187 amino acids. Gene Ontology annotation, molecular function: phosphatidic acid transfer activity. The record is from RefSeq and is a predicted model, not a curated record.
AUGAAGGUCUUCUCCAACACCGUCACCUUCGACUACUCGUGGGACGAGGUCUCGACCGCCAACUGGCGCAAGUACGGCCCGUGGAACAACAAGUCGGAGCACGUCAUCGCCGUCGACACCAUCUCCCGCGAGGUCGACCCCAAGACUGGUAUCCUGCGCACUGAGCGCCUCAUCACCUGCAAGCAGUCUUGCCCUGACUGGAUCAAGACAAUUAUGGGCACCAACUUUGAGAACCAACACGUCUAUGAGGCCAGCUAUGUCGACCCGGAAAACAAGACCAUUACCAUGGUCAGCCAGAACCUGACGUACAACAACCUCGUCAACAUCCAGGAGGAGGUCAUCUACCAACCCCUCGGUGACCACCAGACCCAGUUCAAGCAGACGGCAAACAUUACCGCUCUCUGUGGUGGCUGGCAGCGAAUUAAGAACAGCAUCGAGGACAGUCUCGUGCACAAGUUUAAGGAGAACGCUGUUAAGGGCCGUGAGGGUUUUGAGCGUGUUCUUGAGAUGAGCCGCAAGGUCUUUGCCGAGGAGAAGGAGCGCCAGCAACAGAUGGUGAUGUGA